Molecule: messenger RNA, 1854 nt
Organism: Salarias fasciatus (jewelled blenny)
Lineage: Eukaryota; Metazoa; Chordata; Actinopteri; Blenniiformes; Blenniidae
Gene: sike1
Product: suppressor of IKBKE 1
Exons: 5
Coding region: 279-1004 (241 amino acids)
Source: RefSeq, a predicted model, not a curated record
UCCUGUUUUAUGCGGAAACCACAGACUUGACAACAAACUGUGGAUUUUUCUCAUUUCUACCUAUUUUUUUCAAUUUGCGGACUAUUGCUAAAGUCCUUCCGCCGUAUGUACUUGUCUUUUUGAAGCCUGCUGUUGAGUCACUGAGUCUGUGUAGUGGAUGUAAUCUGCCGCUGCUAGGUGUUUUGUUUUUUUUUUUAAUCCCAACUGAGCUCUCUGUGCUCAGAUACCUGACACACACACACACACACACUCACACACCGGAGCAGGGCACCCAGUAAAUGGCCUGCACUCUGGAGAAAGUGCUGGGCGAUGCUCGGACGCUCCUCGACCGGCUGAAGGAGCAUGACACGGCCGCCGAGGGCCUGAUCGAGCAGUCCGGGGCCCUCAGCCAGAGAGUGCAGAGCAUGAGAGAGGUGGGGAACGCUCUUCCAGACAAGCACACUGAAGACAACUCGGAGAUCCAGGAGCUCACGAAAUACAAGCCUCACGUCCUCUUGACUCAGGAAAACACUCAAAUCAAGGAGCUGCAGCAGGAAAACAAAGAGCUGUGGUUGUCUCUUGAGGAGCACCAGUACACGUUAGAGCUGAUCAUGGGUCGCUAUCGCAAACAGAUGCUCCAGCUGAUGAUGGCCAAGAAGGAGCUGGACACCAAACCUGUUCUCAGUCUCCACGAGGACCAUGCCAAAGAGGUGCAGAGCCAGGUGGAGCGGAUAUGCGAGAUGGGCCAGGUGAUGAGGAGAGCAGUGCAGGUGGACGACCAGCACUACUGUUCUGUUCGGGAGAGGCUGGCUCAGCUCGAGAUUGAAAACAAGGAGCUGAGAGACCUCCUGACCAUCAGUAAGAGCUCUGUGAAGACAGAAAGAGAUGAAGCCAGCCGUCCGGACUCAGCAGAAACCAACGCAGCAGCAGCAGGAGAUGCAGCAGAAGCCACAGAUGCAGCAGCAGCAGCAAGCGAACCAGCGUCAGACCAAGGAGAACCCCCUCAGCUGUCCUCCCAGGAGUGAUUCGAGUAGCGUCAGACUAAACUGUGGGGUUGGGAAAACAAAAGAAGUCCUCUGAGGACCAGGCGACAGGGUCGAUGGUUCACCGCCACACUCUGAAUAUUCUUAUUUUUCUACACACAGAAUCAUAUGCAGUCAGACAGCACAUCCAGCACAGUUUUCAUAGUGAUAGCCACCGAAACACACCAUCCUGCAGGCGAGGACUCAUCAUUUCACCGGAGUAAAGGCAAAGGGGAUUGUUUUUUUUGUUGUUGUUGUUGUUUUUUUUGGCCAAAGAUGCAUUCACUCAACAAGGACACAGUUUCUACCUCCUCGGUGCCCCUUUGCUGUUCACACACACAAAACACACAGUGACAAUGAGUAAAACACUCACUAACACCCCUCCUCCUCCUCCUCCUCCUGUUAGUCCACUUGAAGUCUAUGAAGAACCCGGCUCACUCGCUGCCAGGAGGAUGACUCUGGCUGUUUCUCACAGUUUGCCUGCUGAGGAGUGACAGUGAAACCUUUGUAUGUAGUUGUUUCUCAUUUUCUGGAUUUGAGACAUUUCGCCGGUGUGUUUGUAGCGAUCACAUGAUUUUUCUCAAGUAGCACCUUGACUCUGUGCAUUUUUGUAGUUUUCAGCGAUGUGUACCAGCCAACGGCACACCCAAACAAUCAGUGGUAACAAUUUCAAGACAUGCCAACUUUUUAGUGUGACUCACAUCACAUGUUUGUUGUCUGAAACUGUAAAGUGUCAUCUCAGGAAAUCAGUGUUAAUAAGGUGAACGUGCUGUAAUGACUUCACAGUAGUGUAUCGAUUUGUGUCAAAUGAAAUUGAAUUCAGAAUCUUUGCAAUAAAAAAAAUGUGUGACUC